This is a messenger RNA of Solea senegalensis (Senegalese sole), 3486 nucleotides long. Its product is annotated as thrombospondin-2-like. Lineage: Eukaryota; Metazoa; Chordata; Actinopteri; Pleuronectiformes; Soleidae. The transcript has 23 exons. Gene Ontology annotation, cellular component: extracellular region. Gene Ontology annotation, molecular function: protein binding; calcium ion binding. Gene Ontology annotation, biological process: negative regulation of angiogenesis; cell adhesion. The record is from RefSeq and is a predicted model, not a curated record. The coding region runs from base 278 to 3124 and encodes 948 amino acids.
CCGGGACAAGCCCGAUUUGAUCCCCGCCAGCAGCUGCGUGGCCUCCCGCUCCAAGCGGCCGGAUUUUGUCUGGAUGACAAAUUGUUGAGGAAACUUUGCUGGUGGUCCCCCCCGAUCCGAUCACCAAGGUAAGAAGGGAACAAGGAGAUGAGGGAAUAAGGAAAAGGGAGAAGGAGGCAGACUUUCCAUCACUGCCCCUGUGGAGCUGCAGCAGGGACGAGCCUACCAGCUGUGAUUUCUUGUCGUGAGAAAGGCAGAGCUGCGAGGAAACGCAGGAAUGAGUCUACUGAGAGGUUUCUCCUGGCUUUUGAUAUUCCUCUAUGCAGGUGUAGAUGGUGCAAAGGUCGACAAUGUGUCGUUUCAAAUCUGUCGACAUCCAUGUGAGGACCUGGUGAUUUUGCUGACUGAGAUCCAGGGCCUGCGUCUUGUGACGAACAACCUGCUCGAAGAUCUGGAAAGAGUAUUAAAAGAAAAUGAAGAGAUGCGCUUAUCUUUGGCAGACCUGAGCAACAGCAGCAAUGGAGACAGCAGUGAUGGCAAUGAUCUUGACAGAGACAGAGGCAGAGACAGAGACCGAGAGCUGUGGUGUGUGCAGGAUGGACGAGUGUAUGAGCAGGGAGAGGACUGGGAGGUUGACAGCUGCACCUCCUGUACAUGCCAGGAUGGAGAGGCAGUGUGUCGGCAGGUGUCUUGCGCUCCUGUAUCCUGCAUAAAUCCAUCCUUUAUUGAUGAAAAGUGCUGCCCUGUCUGUCUCGAUAACAAAGAUGGCUGGUCCCCAUGGUCUGAGUGGACCCACUGUUCUGUCUCCUGUGGACGUGGAGGGCAGCAAAGGGGCCGAUCGUGUAACAGCAUCAUGCCGUCCUGUGCCGGUCCAUCGGUUCAAACCCGCAGCUGCAUGCCAAUGAAGUGUGACCGCAAGGUGCACCUCGAAGGGAACUGGGGCCAUUGGUCGCCUUGGUCUGCGUGUACAACCACAUGUGGAGAAGGAAGCAUCACGCGUGUACGUCUGUGCAACAACCCUCCGCCAGUGAAAGGCAGCAGAGGGUGCUCAGGCAGCGCCAGAGAGACACAACCGUGCAACAACACACUCUGCCCCAUUGCUGGAGGCUGGACAGGCUGGACUGAAUGGUCACUGUGCUCAGAAUCUUGUGGAGGAGGCCUUUCAAGUCGCCAGAGAGAGUGUUUGAAACCUGCCCCACAGAAUGGUGGGAAGCCUUGUGCCGGAGACACUGUAGACUACGAAGCAUGUAACAAACAACCGUGUCCUAUAGACAUGUGCUUGUUGUCAAAUCCAUGUUUUCCUGGUGUGGCGUGCACAUCACGCAGCGAGGGAUCAUGGGAAUGUGGACAAUGUCCGUUGGGUUUACAAGGCAAUGGCACUCACUGUGAAGAUGUAAAUGAGUGUGAAGUGGACGGUGUGUGUGUUACAGAGUGUGUAAACACAGACCCUGGGUUCUACUGUCUGCCCUGUCCUCCUCGAUAUAAAGGCACACAGCCAUACGGCCUUGGACUACAAGAAGCCCUGAAAACCACUCAGGUGUGUGAGCCAUACAAUCCUUGCAAAGAUAACACACACACCUGCCACAAGUAUGCUGCGUGCGUGUACCUGGGCCUGGCCUCUGAGGUUUUGUACAGGUGUGUGUGUGCUGUCGGAUUUGCUGGUGAUGGCUUUUUGUGCGGCGAGGACUCUGACCUGGACGGUUGGCCCAACAACAGACUGACCUGCAAGAAAAAUGCCACCUAUCACUGUCAGAAGGAUAAUUGCCCAAUGUUGCCAAACUCUGGACAAGAAGACCUGGACAAAGACGGACAAGGAGAUGCCUGUGAUCCUGAUGACGACAAUGACAGCAUCAUAGAUGAGAGGGACAACUGCCCACUGGUGUUCAACCCGCGGCAGUAUGACUCAGACAGAGACGGCGUUGGGGACAGCUGUGAUAACUGUCCGUUUGAGAGCAACCCACUGCAGAGAGACACCGAUAACAACGGAGAGGGAGACGCUUGCAGCAUUGACAUUGAUGGAGAUGAGGUUCUGAAUGACCGCGACAACUGUCCCUCAGUCUACAACACUGACCAGAGGGACACAGAUAUGGACGGUGUUGGAGACCAGUGUGACAACUGUCCCCUUCUACACAACCCACUGCAGCUGGACUCUGACAGUGACCUGGUUGGGGACAUGUGCGAUGACAAUGAGGACAUUGAUGAGGACGGCCACCAGAACUCUCUGGACAACUGUCCCUAUGUUGCCAACAGCAACCAGGCCGACCACGAUAAAGAUGGGAAGGGAGAUGCGUGUGACCACGAUGAUGACAAUGACGGAAUCCCAGACGAUCGUGACAACUGCAGACUGGUGUCCAACAGGGACCAGAUGGACACUGAUGGUGACGGCAGUGGAGAAGCCUGUUUUGAUGACUUUGACAAUGACACUAUUCCAGACGCGCUGGAUCCCUGUCCACUGAACCAGGAUAUUGGUUCUACAGACUUCAAGAAGUUUCAGGUUGUUUUACUGGACCCUAAAGGCACAACGCAGUCUGACCCCCUGUGGGUGAUCCGCAGCCAGGGCACAGAGCUGCUGCAGACGGCCAACUCGGACCCUGGAAUCGCUCUCGGAUAUGACAAGUUCAGUGCUGUCGACUUCAGUGUGACAUUUUAUGUGAACACCAACCGAGAUGAUGACUACGCCGGCCUUGUGUUCGCCUACCAGUCCAGCCAACGCUUCUAUGUUGUGAUGUGGAAACAGGUGUCGCAGGCCUACUGGGAGAAAAAGCCCUCUAAAGCUUUUGGCACAGCGGGAGUUUCCAUUAAACUGGUCAACUCCAGCACAGGACCUGGGGAGUAUCUACGCAAUGCACUCUGGCACACCGGAAAUACCAGAGACCAGGUCAGAACACUGUGGCAUGACCCCAAUAAAACUGGAUGGAGGGACUACACAGCUUACCGCAUGCACCUGAUUCACAGACCCAAGACCGGGUUCAUCAGGGUGGUGGUGUAUGAGGGCAGGGAGAUUUUGACUGAUUCAGGAGCAGUGUAUGACCACACACUGGCUGGAGGCAGACUGGGAUUGUUUGUCUUCUCUCAGGAGCGCGUCCUCUUCUCAGACCUCAGAUAUGAGUGUAGAGAUAACUGAUGUGUUUUGCUAAAAAUAUUCAGAAAAAAGCUUCAACAUCCCUCCAGAGAUGCACACAGAAAAUCUUAAGACAACUGAGAUGCACCAGACGCAGCCAAGCCUGUCAGUUAGUGGCAAUCAUCUAGCAGCUUUUUAUGCAGCAGCAUUGAUUUCAGACUGUCUCAUUCGCUGUAUGUAACUGUGGACUCUGACAGCAUCUCUAAUGAAACUCAUUCUCACUGCUUCCAUUUGUGCUUUCCUUAAAGUUGUAAAUAAUUAUUUAUUGUCAGAUACCCGGUGUGACAGAGAGACGUGCGAGGACGACGGAGAAAGUGGAACAAAUGUCUGGUAUCUUAAUAAUAAAAUACAGUUUUUAUCCAGUU